AUGGCGGAAUCUAACAUCAAUCCGGAGCAGCAUCAGCCGGGAAACGGCUUGCCAGGCGGUCCACUACCGCCAGGAGUAAACCCACAACACCCGGGAAUGCAGCAAAGUCAUCAGCGGCACUCGGCUCCAUUUUUCAACGGUCCACCAUCAGCGCAGCAAUCUUCAAGUACCAGUUCGUCGUCCGCCGAAGCAUCCCAUCAGCUCUUUCAGCAGCUAAUGCAGCAGCAACAGGUAUUCAUGCAGCAGCAGCAACAACAUAUUCAGGUCCCUCCAAACCCUGAAAUGAUUCUCGAUUCACUAGCAAACAAUAUCAAAGAGUUUCGCUACGAUCCGGAUGGAAACAUAACCUUCGCUGCAUGGUACGGCAGAUACGACGAUUUGUUCGAGCAAGAUGCUGCACGGCUGGACGAUGAAGCGAAAGUCCUCUUGCUCAUGCGAAAACUCGGAUCAUCUGAGCACGAAAGAUAUGUGAGUUACAUCCUGCCGAAAUUGCCGAAGGACUACAAAUUUACUGAUACAGUUGAAAAGCUAAAAAUCCUUUUCGGCGCUGCAGAGUCCGUCAUCAGUAAACGGUAUCGGUGUUUGCAGGUUACCAAACAACCGACCGACGAUUACGUCACAUAUGCUUGUCGAAUCAACAAGACCUGCGUUGAAUUCGAGCUAAGCAAACUUACCGAGGAGCAGUUCAAAUGUCUUAUGUUUGUUUGCGGUCUAAAGUCGGAAGGAGACAGCGAAAUACGACCGCGGCUACUGUCGAAAAUUGAGGAACGCGAUAACAUUACUCUCGAUCAUCUUUCGGAAGACUGUCAGCGAUUGUUGUGCCUAAAGCGGGACACGGCAAUGAUCGAGUCAUCAGCAUCACCGUCAUCGGUAAAUUUCAUCAAGCGAAAACAAUUUUCAAAGCAUCAACAGAAACCGCCAAUGGAGACAGCCGGACCCGACAAAAACAUUCCCUCAACGCCCUGCUGGUUCUGUGGAGGAAUGCAUUUCGUUCGAGACUGUACUCAUAGGAGCCACAAAUGCAAAGAUUGUGGUAUUGUCGGACACCGUGAGGUUUAUUGUUCCACUGCCAAGCGAACAUCCAAAGCGAGUCGAAACAAAAAGCACCCGGGAUCGUAUGCUACAAAAAGCGUAAGUCUUGUGAUUAAUACCGUCGAUAAAAGGCGCCGUUUUGUUACAGUGAUGUUGAACGGUGUGAAUGUGCGUCUGCAGUUGGACACGGGAUCUGACAUAAGCAUCAUUUCGAAACGUUUGUGGGAGAAAAUAGGUAAACCACCCACAGUACCGGCAAACGAACAAGCCGCCACAGCGUCAGGCGACCGCUUGCAGUUUUUGUUUAAUUUCAGUUGUGACAUUUCGUUCAAUGACAAACAACAUACCUGUCAGUUUUACGUUGUUGAAAAACCACUUUACCUUCUUGGCAUCGAUUUGAUGGAUGCAUUCGAUCUUUGGUCACUGCCCAUUAGCACGUACUGCAACAACGUCACUGUUCCUUCUGUCACUUUGCAGUCACUCAAAUCAGCAUACCCGAGGGUGUUUAGGAACGAGCUGGGGUUGUGUACGAAAACAAAAGUGAAAUUGGAACUGAUACCAGGUGCAACUCCAGUUUUUCGUGCAAAGCGUCCAGUGGCUUAUGCGGUACAUAGCAGUGUGGAUAACGAACUCGACCGACUGGAACGAGCAAAAAUCAUCACACCGGUAGACUUUUCGGAUUGGGCAGCUCCCAUCGUCGUCGUCCGAAAAACGAACGGAUCUAUUCGUAUCUGCGGUGACUAUUCCACCGGUCUCAACAAUGCCCUGCAACCGCAUCAAUAUCCGUUGCCGCUACCGGAAGAAAUUUUCAACAAAUUGGCUAAUUGCACAGUAGAAGUGGACGAAAGCAGCCGUGAAUUGUUAACCAUCAACACCCAUCGGGGACUUUACCGGUACAACCGUCUGACACCGGGAGUCAAAGCAGCACCGGGAGCAUUCCAGCAACUUAUCGAUACUAUGCUGGCAGGCCUCCCUCAUACGUGUGGUUAUUUAGAUGACGUCGUAGUUGGUGGUGUCAUCUGCUUGACCGCAACGGACUUCGCCCGGAUCCAUCAAAGGUUCAAGCCAUCAACGAAAGGAGGAUUAGGAGCAAUAAAUUACUACGGCAAGUUUGUUCCUAGUAUGCGCACCCUUCGGUAUCCUCUUGAUGAGCUGCUCAAGGCGGAUGCAAAAUUUGAGUGGACGGAAAAAUGCCAGGCGGCAUUUAACAAAUUUAAAGAGGUGUUGAAAUCCGAUCUACUGUUGACUCACUACAACCCUUCGCUUGAUAUAGUUGUGUCGGCAGAUGCGUCGUCUGUUGGUGUCGGUGCAACAUUAUCACACAAGUUUCCGGACGGUACUCUCAAGGUGGUACAGCAUGCCUCCAGAGCACUCACAGCAGCAGAGAAAAACUAUAGUCAGCCCGAUCGUGAAGGACUUGCAAUAAUUUUCGCAGUGACUAAAUUUCACAAAAUGUUGUUUGGUCGUCGCUUUCAUCUUCAGACUGAUCACGAACCGCUGCUGAGGAUUUUCGGUUCGAAGAAAGGAAUUCCUGUUUACACAUCGAACCGGUUACAACGUUGGGCUCUUACGCUAUUGCUUUAUGAGUUCACCAUCGAGUACGUCCCGACAGCGAAAUUCGACAAUGCUGACAUACUUUCCCGUCUGAUCAACCAGCACGUCAGACCUGAGGAAGAUUACGUGAUUGCUUCGGUCUCUUUGGAGAAUGACUUAAGAAUCGUACAACAGUCUACACAGUCCGAUCCUAUCACCAAAGCAGUUUAUCGAUACCUGAUUGACGGUUGGCCUAAGACCGUUACUGAUGCAGAGCUCAAGCGGUUUUAUGCACGACGUGAGUCACUUACCACGGUACAAGGUUGCAUACUAUUUGGCGAUAGACUUGUUAUUCCUUCGCCCCAUCGCAAGCGCAGUCUUCAGCAGCUUCAUCGUGGCCACCCUGGAAUCCAGCGAAUGAAGGCGAUUGCCAGGUCUUAUGUUUAUUGGCCAACUCUCGAUAACGACAUUGUUGAUUAUGUUAAAUCCUGCCAUCAAUGUGCGAUGGCUGCGAAAACACCACCGAAGUCAGCGCCUUUGUCUUGGCCUAAAUCAACAAAACCGUGGCAGCGUGUACAUCUUGACUAUGCUGGACCGAUCGACGGGGAAUACUACUUGGUCGUCGUGGAUUCUUUUUCGAAGUGGCCUGAGAUUGUGCAGACCCGCAGCAUCACUACAGCCGCUACAAUCAAAAUCAUCAGAGAACUGUUCGCACGCUUGGGAAUGCCAGAGACACUAGUGAGCGACAACGGCUCACAGUUCACCAGUGCAGAAUUUCAAUCCUACUGUACGGAUAACGGUAUCGAGCAUCUCACAACUGCGCCGUUUCACCCACAAUCGAACGGUCAAGCUGAGCGGUUUGUGGAUACAUUCAAACGGUCAAUAAAGAAGAUUAAGGAGGGGAGAGCGACAAUGCGUGAAGCACUCAGUACAUUUUUGCUGACUUACCGGAGCACACCUUGUUUUUCUUCUCCGGAUGGAAAAUCGCCAGCAGAAGUCAUGUUCGGUCGUCCGAUCCGUACCAGUUUGGAUCUACUCCGUCCUCCACCAGAUUCUGUGCAGUUUGAACAGCCUAGCGAGAGCCGACCCUUGAAGCGUGAGUGCAAAGCUAAAGAUCCGGUAUACGCAAAAGUCUUCGUUAAAAAUCAAUGGCACUGGGCUCCAGGAACAGUACUGGAAUGUAUAGGUCGUGUAAUGUACAACGUUCAGCUCGACAAUAGAAGGCUUGUUCGCUCCCAUGUUAACCAGCUUCGAGAUCGCGCUAUAUCGGAGGAUCUCAACGUAUCGACAUCGACAGAUAGUACGAAACUUCCACUCAACAUUCUACUUGAUGCUUGGAAUCUUCCGGUUCGUCGUACAACGGAUCCAUUAGCACACUCAACACCAGUAGCACCUCUUACAAGCUGCUCUAGUUUGAGACCAUCGUCAACACCAAAUACUCUGGUGAGAAGGCCUACCUUAUCAUCGGAGUCAUCGUCACAGUUAUCAGUAUCGUCUUCUUCAUCUUCAACAUCGCCAAGUUCGACAUCAGAAUUUCAAUCUGCAAAUGAAGCCGAUUCAGCUGUUCAGGUACCUCGCCGCUCUUCGCGUGUCCGAAGAGCUCCGCAAUGGUUCGACCCCUAUCAGCUGUAUUAG
Topomyia yanbarensis is the source of this 4200-nucleotide messenger RNA. RefSeq lists its product as uncharacterized. Gene Ontology annotation, molecular function: nucleic acid binding; aspartic-type endopeptidase activity. Gene Ontology annotation, biological process: DNA integration; proteolysis. The record is from RefSeq and is a predicted model, not a curated record. The coding region runs from base 1 to 4200 and encodes 1399 amino acids. NCBI's taxonomy places the organism in Eukaryota, Metazoa, Arthropoda, Insecta, Diptera, Culicidae. The transcript has 5 exons.